AUGCAAAUCUUGGCGUACCUGGCUGGCGCCUUUCUUGUCGCCCAGCAUGCGACUUGUUCACCUAUCGCGAAAAGCCUUGAUCUUUUUCGCUUUUACUAUCGCGCGUUACCGAAAGAUCAAGUUUCGAACUGUACAGUGCCAAAUUGCAAAGCAGUAGAGUGUCGUCAGGGAUUUAAAACAGAUGUAUGGACAGGAUGCGACGAUGUACUUGCCCAAUUCCAGUUGACCUUAGAAGAAUUCAAGCUUGGGAACCCUGCCAUUGGUGACGAGUGUGAUGGUUUCGUCCCUGGAGAGACUUAUUGUGUUGUUCGUAAUCAUACUCACACGUGGUUUCUGGAAGCGUUUAAUGUGCCAAGGAAUAUCGCCGACGAUGGUAUAUGUGGCCAACAGAUCAACUUCUCGAAGACGUGCGUCGGAAGCGACUUUGGCGACUGCUGCGGCCUGGACGGAAAGUGCGGCUCCGGCGACGAGUACUGUGGUGACAGCUGUCAAGACGGCAACUGCUUUGGCGGUACAACAGCGACUUCUUCCAACGCAGCGAAACGAUCAGUGACAAAGAAGCCGCUUUUCAUCUCUGAAAAUGGGCACUGUGCCUACAGUAGUGGCUUCACAUGCAAAGGAUCCAAACUUGGUGACUGCUGCUCAGCUGCUGGCUACUGUGGAGAUGAUAAGUAUCAUUGUGAUACGUAUCUAGGCUGUCAGCCAGAAUUUGGCAAGUGUACUUGA
Fusarium venenatum is the source of this 726-nucleotide messenger RNA. NCBI's taxonomy places the organism in Eukaryota, Fungi, Ascomycota, Sordariomycetes, Hypocreales, Nectriaceae. The record is from RefSeq and is a predicted model, not a curated record.